CCAGAAAAGCUGGAUGUGAGACUGGGGUUUGAUCUGUGUGACAAAGAGAAGACAUUUCUUCACAAACGUCAGCAAGUUGUAGCUGAUGCGCUAAAAAAAGUCCUACAGCUGGAGCAGGAUUUGGUGGCUGAAGAGAUUCCGGUUGUGGCUGUCAUGGCAACAGGUGGAGGAGCCCGAGCUAUGUCCUCUUUAUACAGUCAUCUGUGUGGGCUACGAAAGAUGGGCCUGCUGGACUGCAUCACAUACAUUGCAGGGGCCUCUGGGUCUACAUGGACCAUGAGUCAACUUUAUGAAGACCCUGAGUGGUCACAAAAGGAGCUUUCAGAUACAAUAAGCAAUGCAAAGAAGCAAGUGACCAGGAAGAAAAUAAACACCUUGUCAAUGCAGAGGCUGAAAUACUAUCGCAAAGAGCUCCGACAAGCUGCCAAGAAUGGUCAGAGAACGUCAUUUACUGACCUCUGGGGGCUGAUGAUCGAAUCAAUGUUCUUUAAUGGGAGAAAUGAAAGCAGGCUUUCUGAUCAACAAUCAGCCUUGGAGAAUGGCCAGAAUCCCUUACCUAUUUACCUGGCUAUGAAUGUAAAGCAGGAUGCAAUCAGCACACUGGACUUUAAAGAGUGGUGUGAGUUUACACCAUAUGAAGUAGGGCUUCUGAAAUAUGGUGCCUCCAUCCGCACAGAAGACUUUGGAAGUGAAUUCUAUAUGGGGCGGUUAACGAAGAAGCACCCUGAACCUCGUAUUUGUUACUUACAAGGCUUGUGGGGAAAUGUCUUCUCCUUGAAUUUGGUGGACACGUGGUAUCUCACAACACAGCUGGAUACUUUCUGGGACAACUGGGUGAAAGACAGAGUUAAGGACAUAGAUAAGGAGGACAUCCUACAGAGGAGAGAAUCGGCACACUUGAAAACCCGUUUGUUCACCCCACCCGGCACAGUCAACCAGCUUCUGAAGGGUGUACUGACCAACAGACCGAUAGAUGGACAGCAGCAAAACUUCCUGCGCGGACUCCAUCUACAUAAGGAUUAUCAUCAGCAAUCACAGUUUACUACAUGGAAAGAUUCCAGUUUAGACAACUUCCCUAACAAGCUCACCCCAAUGGCUGACAACCUGUGCCUUGUAGAUGCUGGUUACUUUAUCAAUGCCAGCUUUCCUCCAUUACUGCGGCCGGAGAGGAAGGUCGAUAUCAUUCUGUCAUUUGAUUAUACUCUAGAUACCCCUCUUCAGUCCGUGGAACAGACAUGUACUUACUGUACAACGCAGGGUAUCUGUUUCCCCAGAGUAUCUCUGAGUGAGGAGGACAGAAAGAAACACAAGGAGUGCUACAUUUUUAAAGAUGAAGAUAAUCCUAACGCUCCCAUAGUGCUUCACUUCCCUCUGGUUAAUGACACUUUCCGAACAUAUAAAGAACCAGGGCUUUUGAGGACUUCAGAAGAAAUGUCAGAUGGGGAUGUGGAUGUUACAGGAGCUUGGUCUCCAUAUUUUCUCACAAACUUUACUUACAGUGAACGAGACUUUGACCGGCUGAUGGAGCUGACACAAUAUAAUCUCUUAAACCACAAGGAUCUGAUCAUAAAAGCUCUCCGUACCUCUGUGGAGAGGAGGAAAGCCAGAAACCAGGGUCGGACUGACAACUCAUGGGGCCCCCCGGGCAAUAGGUGA
Molecule: messenger RNA, 1656 nt
Organism: Staurois parvus
Lineage: Eukaryota; Metazoa; Chordata; Amphibia; Anura; Ranidae
Source: the annotation of a GenBank genome assembly